Cebus imitator (Panamanian white-faced capuchin) is the source of this 4644-nucleotide messenger RNA. It is a transcript of the gene NOD2, whose product is annotated as nucleotide binding oligomerization domain containing 2. The record is from RefSeq and is a predicted model, not a curated record. Gene Ontology annotation, biological process: regulation of apoptotic process. The transcript has 12 exons. Bases 281 to 3403 code for a protein of 1040 amino acids. NCBI's taxonomy places the organism in Eukaryota, Metazoa, Chordata, Mammalia, Primates, Cebidae. Gene Ontology annotation, molecular function: protein binding.
CUUACUUUCGACCUGUCCCCCUGUGAAUGUGUCUCAUGUCCCCAGUGGGGUUUUUCAGUGAGGGUUGUGGUCGCCAGGAUACACAAGUCUUUGUGCCAGAAUUGCCUGGAAUUACUUAGUCCUGGAUGGCUGGUUGGCUAACUCUGGUCUCCGGCCCUUCCUUUGGAAAUUUCCCUGGGAGGUGGCUGGGCUCGCCAGUCCUGUGCCUCUGGGCUUUUGGCAUUCUGUGCAAGGCCCACCCACAGAUGCCAUGCCUGCUUCCCCAGCCUAGUGGGCUUUGAUGGGGGAAGAGAGUGGUCCAGGCUCUCCUGAUGAGGAGGAAGGAGCAAGUGUCCUCCUCGAACAUUCCCUGGGUUGUGAAAUGUGCUCGCAGGAGGCUUUUCAGGCUCAGAGAAGCCAGCUGGUGGAGCUUUUGGUCUCGGGGUCCCUGGAAGGCUUCGAGAGUGUCCUGGACUGGCUGCUCUCCUGGGAGGUCCUCUCCUGGGAAGACUACGAGGGCUUCCACAUCCUGGGCCAGCCUCUCUCCAACUUGGCCAGGCGCCUCCUGGAUACCAUCUGGAAUAAGGGCACUUGGGCCUGUCAGAAACUCAUCGCAGCUGUCCAGGAAGCCCAGGCUGACAGCCAGACCCCCAAGCUGCAUGGCUGCUGGGACCCCUACUCGCUCCACCCAGCCCGAGACCUGCAGAGUCACCGGCCAGCCAUUGUCAGGAGGCUCCACAGCCAUGUGGAGGGCAUGCUGGACCUGGCACGGGAGCGGGGUUUCGUCAGCCAGUAUGAAUGUGAUGAAAUCAGGUUGCCGAUCUUCACACCAUCCCAGAGGGCAAGAAGGCUGCUCGAUCUUGCCACAGUGAAGGCGAAUGGAUUGGCUGCCUUCCUUCUACAGCAUGUUCAAGAAUUACCAGUCCCGUUGACUCUGCCUUUGGAAGCUUCCACAUGCAAGAAGUACAUGGCCAAGCUGAGGACCACAGUGUCUGCUCAGUCUCGCUUCCUCAGUACCUAUGACGGGGCAGAGACGCUCUGCCUGGAGGACAUAUACACAGAGAAUGUCCUGGAGGUCUGGGCGGAUGUGGGCAUGGCUGGACCCCCGCAGAAGAGCCCGGCCACCCUGGGGCUGGAGGAGCUCUUCAGCACCCCUGGCCACCUCAAUGAUGAUGCGGACACUGUGCUGGUGGUGGGCGAGGCGGGCAGCGGCAAGAGCACACUCCUGCAAUGGCUGCACUUGCUGUGGGCUGCAGGGCGAGACUUCCAGGAAUUUCUCUUUGUCUUCCCAUUCAGCUGCCGGCAGCUGCAGUGCGUGGUCAAACCACUCUCUGUGCGGAUGCUACUCUUUGAGCACUGCUGUUGGCCUGACGUUGAUCAACAGGACAUCUUCCAGUUCCUCCUUGACCACCCUGACCGUGUCCUGCUAACCUUUGAUGGCUUUGACGAGUUCAAGUUCAGGUUCACGGACCGCGAACGUCACUGCUCCCCAACAGACCCCACCUCUGUCCAGACCCUGCUCUUUAACCUUCUGCAGGGCAACCUGCUGAAGAAUGCCCGCAAGGUGGUGACCAGCCGUCCUGCUGCCGUGUCAGCAUUCCUCAGGAAGUACAUCCGCACCGAGUUCAUCCUCAAGGGCUUCUCUGAAGAGGGCAUCGAGCUGUACUUGAAGAAGCGCCAUCGUGAGCCUGGAGUGGCGAACCGCCUCAUCCGCCUGCUCCAAGCGACCUCAGCCCUGCGUGGUUUGUGCCACCUUCCCGUGUUCUCAUGGAUGGUGUCCAAAUGCCACCAGGAACUAUUGCUGCAGGAGGGCGGGUCCCCGAAGACCACUACAGAUAUGUACCUGCUGAUCCUACAGCAUUUUCUGCUGCAUGCUGUCCCCCCAGACUCAGCCUGCCAGGGUCUGGGACCCAGUCUCCUUCUGGGCCGCCUCCCCACCCUCCUGCGCCUUGGCAGACUUGCUCUCUGGGGCCUGGGCAUGUGCUGCUAUGUGUUCUCAGUCCAGCAGCUCCAGGCAGCACAGGUCAGCCCUGAUGACAUUUCUCUUGGCUUCUUGGUGCGUGCCAAAGGUGUCAUGCCAGAGAGUAUGGCGCCCCUGGAAUUCCUGCACAUCACUUUCCAGUGCUUCUUUGCUGCGUUCUACCUGGUACUCAGUGCUGACGUGCCGCCAGCCUUGCUCAGACACCUCUUCAAUUGUGGCAGGCCAGGCAACUCGCCGAUGGACAGGCUCCUGCCCAUGCUGUGCAUCCAGGGGCCACGGAGGAAGGACGGCAGCGUGGCAGCUUUGCUGCAGAAGACUGAGCCGCACAACCUUCAGAUCACGGCAGCCUUCCUGGCAGGGCUGUUGUCCUGGGAACACCGUGGCUUGCUGGCUGAGUGCCAGGCAUCUGAGAAGGCCCUGCUCCAGCGCCAGGCCUGUGCCCGCUGGUGUCUGGCCCGCAGCCUCCACAAGCACUUCCACUCCAUCCCGCCAGCCGCGCCGGGUGAGGCCAAGAGCAUGCACGCCAUGCCCAGGUUCCUCUGGCUCAUCAGGAGCCUGUACGAGAUGCAGGACGAGCGGCUGGCACGGAAGGCUGUACGUGGCCUGAAUGUUGGGCACCUCAAGUUGACAUUUUGCAGCGUGGGCCCCACUGAGUGUGCUGCCCUGGCCUUCGUGCUGCGGCACCUCCGGCGGCCCGUGGCCCUACAGCUGGACUACAACUCUGUGGGUGACAUUGGCGUGGAGCAGCUGCUGCCUUGCCUUGGUGUCUGCAAGGCUCUGUAUUUACGUGAUAACAAUAUCUCAGACCGAGGCAUCUGCAAGCUCAUUGAACAUGCUCUUCACUGCGAGCCAUUGCAGAAGUUAGCUCUGUUCAACAACAAAUUGACUGAUGGCUGUGCACACUCCAUGGCUAAGCUCCUUGCAUGCAAGCAGAACUUCUUGGCAUUGAGGCUGGGGAAUAACCACAUCACCGCUGCGGGAGCCCAAGUGCUGGCCGAGGGGCUCCGAGGCAACACCUCCUUGCAGUUCCUGGGGUUCUGGGGCAACAGAGUGGGUGAUGAGGGCGCCCAGGCCCUGGCUGAAGCCUUGAGUGAUCACCAGAGCUUGAGGUGGCUCAGCCUGGUGGGGAACAACAUUGGCAGUGUGGGUGCUCAAGCCUUAGCACUGAUGCUGGCAAAGAACGUCAUGCUAGAAGAACUCUGCCUGGAGGAGAACCAUCUCCAGGAUGCAGGUGUAUGUUCUCUCGCAGAAGGACUGAAGAGAAAUUCAAGUUUGAAAAUCCUGAAGUUGUCCAACAACUGCAUCACCUACCUAGGGGCAGAAGCCCUCCUGCAGGCCCUUGAAAGGAAUGACACCAUCCUGGAAGUCUGGCUCCGAGGGAACACUUUCUCUCUAGAGGAGGUUGACAUGCUCAGCUGCAGGGACACCAGACUCUUGCUUUGAAGUCUCCGGGCAGAUGUUCACCUCAGUGUGUUUGUUAGCAAGCUGUGAGUUUGGGCCUCAGAAGCUGAGUGACAUCUGUUGUCAGCCUUCAAAAUGAGCCCUGUCCUGCCGAAGGCUGAACUUGUUUUCGGUGAACACCAUAGAUCACCUUUAUUCUGGCAGAGGAAGGAGCAUCAGUGCCUUCCAGGAUAGACUUUUCCCAAGCCUAUUUUUGCCAUUGACUUCUUCCCAAGAUUCAAUCCCAGGAUGUACAAGAGGGGCAGCCCCUUCCCCGUGGUAUUGGGCUGGUCCCUGCUGAUCCUCCCGGGUUCCCAUGCGGGUCAGUGAGGCCCAUGGAUGUGCCUGUUAACAGAGUGCCUGUUGGUGGAGAGACCUGGACUCUCACGGAAGACCUCUUCCCACUGCUUUGAUGAAGAGUACACAGAACACAUAAUUCAGGAAGCAACUUUCCCCAUGUCUUGGCUCAUCCACGCAGGACGUUCUCCACCUUGGGUUCCUCCCCUCCUCCUGGACUCCUGCACACACUCCUUCCUCUGAGGUUGAAAUUCAGAAUAUAUUAGUGACCUCAGCUUUGAUAUUUCACUUAUAGCACCUGCAACCCUGGCACCCAGGGUGGGAAGGGCUACACCUAAGCCUGCUCCCCUUUCUGGUGCUUAAGACAUUUUUGGAAGGGGACACAGGCCAGCCAUUUGUUCCCCCAAGACAUUCCAGGUUUGAAAGAACAAUAUGACCACACUCCAGCUGGGAUCACACAUGGCCUUUUAUUUCCAGUGAAAUCAAUUACUCCUCAGUUAAGCCUUUGGAAACAGCUCCACUUUCAAAAGCUCCAAAUGCAGCUUUAAAAUAUUAAUCUGGGCCAGAAUUUCAAACGGCCCCACUAGGCUUCUGGUUGAUGCCCGUGAACUGAACUCUGACAACAGACUUCUGAAAUAGACCCACAGGAGGCAGUUCCAUUUCAUUUGUGCCAGAAUGCUUUAGGAUGUACAGUUAUGGAUUGAAAGCUUCCAGGAGCAAAAUCAGGCCCUUCCUUCUAAGCAAAUGUCUUCCUGGAUUAUUCAAAAUGAUGCAUGUUGAAACCUUUGUGUGCAAAUAUUAUUAUUUUAAACAUUAUGAUGUGUGAAAAUGGGUUAAUAUUUAUACAUCACUGUUUUAUUGUCCCAAGUUUAUACUUUUAUAGACAACAUGACCGUGAACUUUAUGCUGUCAAUAAUCAGAGGGAAAUAAACUAUUGAGUCAACACA